UACCGCCGUCUGCAAUCCUCUCACUGGUGCAGGUGCUCUGUCUCGGCGAGAGAGGAUGCGAAAGGAGAGCAGGGAAGGGAUAGAGAGAAGGAAAGCGCCGGUGAAAAAGUGUGCAGGGCAUAAAUAAAGGGAUAUCAACUGCGGCAGAGCGCAAUUAUCGACCUGGGAGCUCAGCAAUGAAAGGUUUAUUGAAAGGGGCACUUUGAGAUAUGAUGAGGUUUCUUUCUGGUUGGGAAUAGUACUAUGAUUUGGUAUGUGGCCACUUUGAUAGCAAGUGUAUUCAGCACCCGAGGAACGGCAGCUCAAGGUGCCCACGGCGUGCGAGAGGAGCCCCAGUUUGUGACGGCACGCGCUGGAGAGAAUGUCAUCCUGGGAUGCGACGUGGCCCACCCCCUUAACGGCCAGCCCUAUGUGGUGGAGUGGUUCAAGUUUGGAGUGCCCAUCCCCUUCUUCAUUAACUUCCGGUUCUACCCUCCUCAUGUGGACCCAGAGUACGCUGGUCGAGCGAGUCUACAUGGCAAGUCUUCUCUGCGGAUUGAGAAGGUGCGUUCAGACGAUCAGGGCUGGUAUGAGUGUAAGGUCCUGAUGCUGGAGCAGCAGUAUGACACCUUUCACAACGGCAGCUGGGUGUACCUCACAGUCAAUGCUCCCCCGAAUUUCACAGAUACACCGCCACAGUACGUGGAGGCAAAGGAAGGAGGCAGCAUCACCCUCACUUGUGUGGCAUCCGGGAACCCAAGGCCCUCCAUCAGCUGGCUCCGGGAGGGCGAAAUCGUGCAGGACAGCAGCAAGUACAAGGUGACUGAUGGGAGUCUGACAGUGCUGUUGGUCAGCCGUGAGGACAGAGGGGCGUACACUUGCCGAGCCCACAGCAUCCAGGGGGAGGUGGUCCACACCACACGCCUGCUUGUCCAAGGGCCACCGUUCAUCGUGAACCCUCCCCAGAAUCUGACAGUUAACAUAUCCCAGGAUGCAAAGCUGGACUGCCUGGCCGAGGCCUACCCAGGAAACCUCACCUACACCUGGUUUUGGGAGGACGGCAACGUCUUCUUCAAAACUGGCCUGAGGGAUAGAGUUAGUAUUCUGGUGGACGGCUCGCUUAUCAUCAGCAGUGUGAAGCCAGAGGAUGCUGGGAGAUUUACCUGCAGUCCCAGUAACAGCCUGGGUCGGCCCCCAUCCGCCUCGGCCCAGCUCACAGUGCAAUACCCUGCCCGUGUCAAAGACAUGCCACCUGCCAUUUAUGCAGCCAUCGGCCUGCCAGGCUUCAUCCGCUGCCCAGUUGAUGCCAACCCGCCCGUCACCUUGGUCAAGUGGACCAAAGAUGGCAACCCCCUCCGGAUAGAGAAGUACCCUGGUUGGAGCCAAAUGGAGGAUGGAAGCAUCCGUGUGGCUGAGGUGACGGAGGACUCUCUGGGUACUUACACCUGCAUGCCUUACAACGCCCUGGGCUCCGAGGGAUGGUCCGAUCCAACUCCCCUGGUGCUAAAGGAUCCCCCAAAGUUUUCGAUUGUUCCUGGAGGGGAGUACAGGCAGGACGUUGGGAGAGAGCUGGUCAUCCCCUGUGCAGCUGAGAGAGAAUUUCCCUAUCCCAACAUCACGUGGAGGAAGGUAGGGAAGCCCAGUAAAAGCAAGCACAACGUCCUUCCAACCGGCAGCUUACAGUUCAAGUCCCUGAGCAAGGAGGACCAUGGGGAAUGGGAGUGUGUUGCCACCAACGUCGCAACGAGCAUCGCUGCCAGCACGCACCUCCUAGUUAUUGGCACAAGCCCCCACGCCCCGGCCAACGUCUACGUGACGGUCUCCACCACCUGGGCCAACGUGUCUUGGGAGGCGGGCUAUGGCGGCGGCUUCGAGCAGACAUUCUCAGUCUGGUAUGGCCAUGUGGUGAAGAGGGAGCAGCUGGGCCCACAUGACUGGCUGUCCAUGCCUGUGCCCCCUGCCCAAUUGUGGCUGGUAGUGACUGGCUUGGAGCCCCAGACCGCCUACCAGUUCAGUGUCCUUGCGCAGAACAAACUGGGUACAGGCCCCUUCAGCGAGGUUGUCACUGUGAACACACUAGUAUUUCCUAUAAGUACCCCUGAACCACUGGUGCUGCUUACCCCACCACGGUGCCUCACAGCCAAUCGGACGCUGCAGGGGGUCUUGCUCAUGUGGAUCCCACCGGCCAACCACACAGCUCCGAUUGAGCGCUACGUUAUGGAAUUCCGCCUGGGGGAGAGGUGGGAAGUCUUAGAUGAUGCCAUCCCUGCCAGAGAGACCGAGCUGCUAGCAAGAGACCUCAUUCAGGAGGCUUGGUAUGAGUUCCGGGUCAUGGCGGUAAUGGAGGAGCUGGUCAGUGAGCCCAGUAACACAGUAGGAGUGUCCAGCACAGACUUCUUUCCGCCCCCAGAGAUGGUAGACGAGGGUGGGCUGGCACGGCCGGUGGUGGCAGGAAUCGUGGCCACCAUUUGUUUUCUUGCUGCUGCCGUCCUCUUCAGCACGAUGGCAGCCUGUUUUGUCAACAAGCAACGCCGACGAAAGCUCAAGAGGAGAAGAGACCCCCCUCUCUCGAUAACACACUGCAGAAAAAGUGUGGAAACUUUGACUCCUCUUAGCCUCUUGCCAGGCAUAGAGCCCUACUGUGAGGGGCCAGACAACAGUAGCUACCGGCCCUCGCCCUCCAGCCCUCAGUCUUCCUCUGGUAAGGUGAGUCCGGAGAGUAUGCAUUCCGUCAGACCACCAUCAGAGGGUUCUGAGGAUGGCCAUGGCAUGAGCAUGAAGAAGAUCCCUCCAAGUCCUGCAAAGAAGGAAGAACUCUCCCUGUACAAAAAAACCAAGAGAGCAAUAACAAGCAAAAAGUACAGUGUGUCCAAAUCUGAAGCGGAGGCUACCACACCCAUCGAGUUGAUUAGCCGAGGCCCUGAUGGUCGUUUUGUCAUGGACCCCAGCGACAUGGAGAUGAUGUCUGUCAAGCCCAGGCGAAUUGAAGGCUUCCCCUUCGUUGAAGAGUCAGACCUUUACCCCGAAUUCCGCCAGUCAGAUGAGGAGAAUGAUGAUCCUGGGCCCAUGCCACCUGUCAUGGCAACACUUCGACCUCACCAGAUCUCUCCCAUCUCUAGCCAGGAGUCUUACCUGCAGCCACCGGCCUACAGCCCCCGUUUCCAGAGGCCCAUGGAAGGUAUGACCAUCAUGGAGAGCAGUCGGCUCCAAGCCACAGGGCAGAUCCGAGGCUCACUGCACCACAGAGCCUUCCCCUACAGCCAUUUCUAUGGCUACCUUGGCAGCCCUGGGGAACCUGAACCUCCAACCCCUUUCUACAUGCCUGAAACCAGCCCUCUGAGCUCUGUUAUGUCGUCACCCCCUUACCACCCCGAAGGGCCCUUUGGUCACCCCCGCAUCCCUGAGGAGAUGGGGGAAGGAGAAAUUCAACACUUUGCAGUCUCAAGCUUCCCCCUUCCCCUGACAUUCACCUCUUCCGCUCGCUCCCCUGAGAUCUGGCACAGACCGGAUUUCCCCUUUGCGAGUUUGGAGGGGCCCCACUUCAUUUUCCCUCCCCAUCACCCUUUGCAUCUUCACCGGGAAUCCUUCUUUCCUACUUCCCAUGUUCGUCCUCCUGGUGCUCUUCAGCCCUCCUUCCAGGUGCCCUCCUACCCCGGUGUCCUGCAGCUGGAGGCCCCAAAGAGCCGCCCAGGCAAGUCUCCAAGCAAGUUUAAGCUGCAGGGCCUUCCAGCCAAGCAUUUAGCUAUGCAAGAGGCACCGAAUCUAGGGCAGCUAAGACACACAAGCCACAGUAUGGGUGUGCCGAUUUUGCCUUACACCGAACCAGCAGCCCACAUUGGCGGCCCUAGCACAUUCAGUAGCCUGGACACCCGGUGGUUCGAGCCCACCCCACGGCUUAGCCCCAGGCAGGUUCGUAGGAUGGAGCCAAGCCUGAUGGUCCUUCAACCUUCCCGCCUCUCGCCCCUCACCCAGAGUCCCCUUAGUUCCCAAGAGGGCUCCCCAGAGAUUGUAGUGCGUCCCCGUCCCCGUCCCAGCGUCGUCCAGCCCUCCAUACCGCCAGAGAUGUCCGAGAUCACCCUGCUUCCCCCCUCUUCAGCCAGCUUCUCCCGGAGGUCCUCGCCUUCUUCCUCUCCUGCUCAUGGCCAGGUUAGCAGGAGGGCAAGUCCCAGCUAUCGCUCCCACAUGGCAUUUGCCUCCUCUGCCACAAGCUACCCAUCCCAGUCCCCGUCACCCCCCAUGGAAAGCAGCAACAUGUUUGGGCAGAUGCCAUCCCCGAGGAGAACUGAGGAGGAGGUCCUUCCAGCUGAGCCCUCUCCACCCCAGUUAUCAGCUUCAGGAAAUCGUCGAAGUGCGCCGAGUGUCCCUGCGCGGUCUGAGAGGAUUGAUGCACUGAGAUACCAACGUAUUAAAAAGGCCAAGAAGAUGAUGGUAGUCAACAACAACAACUCCAAGUCCAGAAGGAAAACAGGUGUUUCCACCUCUCAGACCCAGCAGGACCACACCUCUCAGGUACUCCAGCCCGAAGAAGCUCUCUACCUCCACAAGAAGAAGAAAAGGCCCGUCAGACAGGACCCUUACACCCGCUUCUCCGCUCUGCUGUACCGCCGCCCGCCGCGGGAGGAUCAGAAGGCAAUUUUGGCCAGCAUGGACAACAUGGACCCAGACCACGCCACACUCCUCUGAGCCUUUGGGGGAGUCAGGUUACCCUCUUCCCCCAAAAUGCCAUAAAACCUCCUGGAAAAUGACCCCUCAGUCUAAAACGUUGUUCAUUCCCCAGUGUCAAUCAGUUGUUUUCAGUUGAAAGGCUUUCCGAAGUUCCCAACGUUUUACUCCAGUGCAAAACAUUUAAUUUAAGGGAAGCAAUAUUGUGCGAUUCAACCUUAUUUUUCCACACAUAAAAAAAAAAAGACCCAUCUAGUCUGAGGUCUCAUAUUUAUAUUCCAGUAUUAAUUUAAGUGUUUAAGUGCAAAAGAGGCGUACAUCCUGACCCCAGUAUCAAAACAACUCGUGAGGCCUAGUUAGGUCUCAGUUUACAGCACUUGGCUCACUCUAUUCUCCUUACCUGCCUUACCCUGCCAGCUAGCAUCUAUCACCCAGAGACUUAUAUACUCCACCCAGGGUUCUUACUCACAUCCUACAAAAUAUACCUCAGAGCACAGGAUAUGGCACCACGACGUCAACACUCAGCUAGCUAAACACAACUACACUGUAUGUGUUUUGUUAUUCUUAUUACUUCUUUAGGCAUUUUUUAAUUGAAAGAUUUGACACUCGAAUUGUCAAAAUCCAAUUGGUCACAACAUACUGUAUACCAUAAUAAGGUAAGUGUACAGUAUCUCUACAGACAAUUGUCGAGGGUUAUCAUGCAAAACAAAAUAUCUGGUCAUUUGACACACCAUAAUCAGUGUUCAUAAUGGCUAUUAGGGAAAUUGAACAUGUUAUGCUUUUUGUUACAUAUAUCAGCUUCAUAACCGUCUAAACAUAGAUAAACAUUAACUUAAUUUCAUUCUGGAACUGUCAGCAAUUCCCCUUAUGGGAAAGAUCUGUCAUAAUCUAAGCACAAAGGCUCAUAGAUCUAUUUUGAAUAGGGCAAGGGGAGGGAAUUAAUGAGGAUUAUGCUCCAUUUGAACAGAAGGCAACUGUACUGUAGACCAUUACAUCUCUCAAGGCACACUAUCUCAAACAGUCUAUAAAACACAUGCUACUGCCCUAGUUACUACUCAAUUUGGACUUUCAGCAUGUCUCAUCAUCUUGGGAAAAUAAUUUGCACUGGAGGAAAAUCUUGGCUUUUGCCAUUUUGCUAAAUGAUGUUUGUUUUCCUCUUGAUUCUAUCUUAACUUAUAGUAGCACACUUAUGUUGUGGGUAGUUCCGAGGGCUACAUAUCCUAUUUAAAAAGUACUAUAGUAUUGCCAAAAAUACUACAACUUCCUUAAUCAAUAAAAACAACAAGUGUACUGUACUGAGAGGAGGAUAGGAUUUUGUGCCAUAGUAUACUAUAGUAUUUUUUCAUUUAUAUAUGAGGGCCUGAUUCUAUGAACAAAUGACUUAGGGUAGCCUUGAUACUGUAGGGUUUCUGGUUCCCUGCUUAAUUUUUUUCUCUCAUUUUCAAUUUAUUCAUGAAAGUAACUGCUUUUGAUGACAAUAUGUUGUAUUUAUAGCCUUGGCAUAUUUUCCUCUUUAUGUGCUUGGAAUUCCACAUGGCUGUGAUGAGAACAUUUGUCUAUUCCUCUCCAGAAAGAUCUAUGGAGGAUAUUUCUAUGGCAUAACAGGGCUACGCAAUGUGGCCAAAGUUAUUUUUUUUCUAAAAUCGUUUUAUUUUCUUCCUGUCAUUGAAGGGUGCUUUUUUUUCUAUAAAUUGACAUGUGUUAUUGUGUAGAUAUAGACAUAUCUGGGCUUAUUGAAACCGAACUACGUAUGUGGGUCAUGGCAAUCUGGUUGUAAUUAGAGGAGAGGGGUGCUUGGAAUGGGUUCACCCAUAUAUGUAGGAACACAGGUGCUGCUGUGCAUAUUUUUUUGUUAAACUAUUUGAGUUGUUGUUGGUUUGAAAUGUAUAUCUGAAUUGGCAUUCGGGUAUAUUAAUCUUCAUCAUCAUAUACUAUUUACUAUAAGCAAGGUCCACUAUACAAUAAAGGUAAUCAAGAAUUGCAACUUCAGGUGCUAACAAAAUAAUUGAAUCUGAAAGUAGCAUUGUUACUUUCAGAGAGAUGAGCAAUUCCAGAGGAAUGACAGCCACCACAAAUAUGAAAUUAUUCUGUAAUUGAUCAUGUUUGAUGUUUUAAGGUUGGUGCAGUAUAAACAUUUCUUUGACAUGCUUUGUACUAUGCUUCCCUUCCAACAUUUAUCUUUUGCUUCUUAAGCAACAUUUUUAGUUUGAGUCUUAAAGAUUAGAUUCUAAAUCAUGGAACACAGUGCUAAUGUUAAAUUCAUUUUUGGCAUCUAUAACUAUUAAACUGUCAGCAUAGUGUUUUUUAAAUCAAUAAUGAUUGUGGAGGAACACAUUGAGGAGGAAUAUAUGCCUAGUGACGUACCUUAAUGAGUUGAAAGAAAGACAAAGAAACAUAGCUAAAGAGAAAUCUCUCAAAGCUACACUAUACAGCAGUUUUAUAGAAUCAGUUUGUUGUGUAUUCUGUUUGACUUUUGGCCAAAUGGCCAUUAGUUGUUGACUUUUGUUUAACAGUACCGAACUUGGAUGGAUUUUAAUGACCAAUUUGUGGCUAAACUGAACCUGAGUGUUACGUUUUGCGUAGUUCCCAUCAUCAGGACAUAUUCCUUUAAAAUCAUAGUUGAUUUUAAAGGAUGUUUUUAUUCAGAAUUUUCUAAUCAACUGAAUAGUUUGAAAUCUCUCUCUCUAUAUAUAUAU
Esox lucius (northern pike) is the source of this 7337-nucleotide messenger RNA. RefSeq names its product immunoglobulin superfamily, member 9Bb (gene igsf9bb). Gene Ontology annotation, cellular component: neuron projection. The transcript is spliced from 21 exons. NCBI's taxonomy places the organism in Eukaryota, Metazoa, Chordata, Actinopteri, Esociformes, Esocidae. Gene Ontology annotation, molecular function: protein binding. The coding region runs from base 244 to 4662 and encodes 1472 amino acids. Gene Ontology annotation, biological process: cell-cell adhesion. The record is from RefSeq and is a predicted model, not a curated record.